Molecule: messenger RNA, 1870 nt
Organism: Salmo salar (Atlantic salmon)
Lineage: Eukaryota; Metazoa; Chordata; Actinopteri; Salmoniformes; Salmonidae
Biological process (GO): regulation of transcription by RNA polymerase II
Molecular function (GO): RNA polymerase II cis-regulatory region sequence-specific DNA binding; DNA-binding transcription factor activity
Source: RefSeq, a predicted model, not a curated record
UUCAUAAACAGCUCGUCAACCACCUCGGUAGCUUGCUAGCUAACAUACCCGAAAGAUUCAAGCUAUUUAUACGCUUUCGGUGUAUAUUACCUACUGUGUUUUAGACACACGUCUGUCGUAUCUACUUGUUAACUUAUUUAAUUUAAUAUUACGUUAUUUUGUAUUAGUCAGCUAUAGUAGCUGGCUGGUUAAGUUAGCACUAGCCUAGUCGCUAAUGAUAGCUAGCUAGCUAGCAUCCCCGAACAUGAGCUCCCUAAACUACUCGCCUCAUGUUAAAGAAGAGGAGGUCUGUUGGACGGAGAAAGAAGCUCUGGGGCUGAACAUUGUCGUGAAAGAGGAGAAGGAAGAAGAGGAUGUCACAGUUAAACAAGAAGUAGAAGGUGAGGCUGUUACAGUGAAAGAAGAGGAAGACGCGUUCAGAGUGAAAGAGGAUGAGGAUGUUACUGUUAAAGAAGAGGAAGUGAAAGAGGAGGAUGCUGUUUUUAGGGUGAAAGAGGAGGAGGGGGAGAUGACUGUCACAUUGGAAGAAGACGAGGAUGAAGAGGAUGAAACGGGAUAUCUGGGCCCGGUUUCCCAAAGGCAUGUUAAGGCAUCCAAUGGUUCUAACGAUGAACAGGCCCUGAUUAACACUAGAGAGAUACUUAACUAUCGUAAAUCCUCUGGGGAGCCUCAACAACCUCGUGAUGCUGAAGAGGCAGAGAAGAGUCUCUCCAGAUCAGAACACCUCAAUAAACACCAGCAGAGAUCCACAGGGAAGAGAACUCACUGCUGCUCUGACUGUGGGAAGAGAUUCACCUCAUCAUCAGGCAUUAUAAUUCAUCAGAGAAUCCACACAGGAGAGAAACCUUAUAUCUGUGAUCAAUGUGGGAAGACUUUUGGUCGAUCUGAAAAUCUGACAGUGCACCAGAGAAUACACACAGGAGAGAAACCUUAUAGCUGUGAUCAAUGUGGGAAGAGUUUUGGUGGAUCUAGAGAGCUGACAGUGCACCAGAGAAUACACACAGGAGAGAAACCUUAUAGCUGUGAUCAAUGUGGGAAGAGUUUUACUACAUCUAGCCAUUUGACAUUACACCAGAGAACACACACAGGAGAGAAACCUUAUAUCUGUGAUCAAUGUGAGAAGAGUUUUGGUCAAUCUGGACAGCUGACAGUGCACCAGAGAACACACACAGGAGAGAAACCUUAUAGCUGUGAUCAAUGUGGGAAGAGAUAUACUUUAUCUGGCUCUCUGACUAUACACCAGAGAACACACACAGGAGAGAAACCUUUUAUCUGUGGUCAGUGUGGGAAGAGUUUUGGUCGAUCUGGCUCUCUGACUCUACACCAGAGAACACACACAGGAGAGAAAUUGCAUAGCUGUGGUCAAUGUGGGAAGAGUUUUGCUGCAUCUAGCACUCUGACUCGACACAAGAGAACACACACAGGAGAGAAACCUUAUAGCUGUGGUCAAUGUGGGAAGAGUUUUAAUACAUCUGGCAAUCUGACUAUACACCAGAGAACACACACAGGAGAUAAACCUUAUAGCUGUGGUCAAUGUGAGAAAAGUUUUGGUCAAUCUAGCCAUCUGACAGUGCACCAGAGAAGACACACAGGAGAGAAACCUUAUAGCUGUACUCAAUGUGGGAAGAGUUUUGUUCAAUCUAGCCAGCUCACAUUACACCAGAGAACACACACAGGAGAGAAAUCUUAUAGCUGUGGUCAAUGUGGAAAGAGUUUUGCUGCAUGUAGCAUUCUGACUCUACACCAGAGAAUACACACAGGAGAAAAAUAUUUUAGCUGUGGUCAAUGUGGGAAGAGUUUUGUUCAAUCUGGCCAUCUGACUCGACACCAGAGAACACACACAGGAGAGAAAGCUUAUAGCUGUGACUAG